CCAACCGAAAAGUUGCGUUCGACCGUCGAACGGAUAGAAAUUAGAAUCGAAAAAAUUUUCCAACCUCGCGAGUACAUAUAGAUCUUUAUCAUAUGUAUACUAGAUCAUUACUUUAGUUACUUUUUGUUACUUUUCGUUAUUAGUGAAGUGAAAGCUAAAGGGUAACUAAUUGUACCUAAAAUCGAGACAUUGGUUUCUCGAACAUCCUUGGUUCAAAAAGUACAAGUCAAUAAAUAAUUGCGAAAUCCGAAAACUCGUGUGCUAUCGUCGCACACACAUAUACACCGAGAUAUUUUCCCUGCCCUAGUAUUGGUAUACCAUAUCAAUUGAAAGCGAUCGGUGGAUUGGUGGACCGUUGGAUCAUUGGGUUUUCUUUGUGCCGACAAAGAGUCUUUCUCUAGAAGAAAAGUCGCAUUAAAGCGAAUCGUAAAUUUAACGCUCGCCAGGCGAAGGCCCACAGACCAUCCCAUCGCGACUCGUCAUCGGUAUCUGCAUCGGUAAACAGAUCAUCACAACCGCAUACCACAGCCCGUUCGCCUUUGUUCUCUUGGGCAAAAUGGGAAAUGCCGAGUCCACUCAGUCUGCAGAUGAUACGCAGAUGCAGGUGCAGCAGGCCACCGAUGACGAGCCCUGGUGGAACAACAUCGAGCACGAGAAUCUGGUUCUGGAGCAGGCCCCUCAGGCCACAACUACAGCUGCAAAAAGAACCGAGGAGGAGGAACCCCCCAAAAAUAGAAAGACUCUAGUUGCCGUUGAAAUGGAGGGAAAAGCGAACGAUUCUCCGGAAAAAGAACAGAGCCUCGAGGAGUUCAGAGAAGAACUUCGUCAGAAGAGGGAAGCUCGCCAAAAUGCUGUGCAGGACAUGAGAGAUGAGAUUGCUAGUCUUAAAAAGCAACUGGCCAAGGAACAAGCAGAAAACCGACGUUUAAGAAAAGAAGAAGAUGCGGAGGAUCAAACUCAGAUUCAGGCUGCCAGCUUGGAUACUCCUAGUAGACCUGACUCGGAUCCAGAUGAUGAGAAUCCCAGUUCCAGGAGUCGCCAUGCCAAUAUCGAACUGGCCAGCGCCCAGUUGGCCUUGCAGCAGGCUCAGGCCGAGAAUCUGUCGUUGCGCGGGGAGGUGGAGGUGGUUCAACGCCAGGUGGGAACCCUCAAGGAAGUCAUCUCCUGCUGCAAGCAAAUGCUGAGUGUCAAGGAGGAGCAGUGUGCUCAGCUCAAGAUGAAACUCACGCAAAUCGAGAACUCCUUCAGCGAGCGGGAAAUGAAGAUUAUGUCCAAUAAUCUGCGCCAGGAGUACGAACGCCAACUGGUGAACAUCCGCCAGUUGAGGCAACUUUAUGAGGAGCGACAGAGGGUGGCAGCUGCCGAGUACGAGAAUCUGCAGCGUUUGAUCUCGAUCAAGAGGGAUGAACUCACGGCCGAGCAGGAGAAAACCAAAAACUUCGAGGAGCGCAACCAGAGCCUCUUGAAGGAGGUGGAGACGGCCAAUGAGGAGCUGGCCAAGCUUCGGGAGGAGUGCAGCGAGCACAAGUUCGAGAAGCGGCUGCUCAGUGAGCAAGUAGGAGCAGUCAACAUGCUCUUCAGCCAGCUGAUUAUGGGAUUUAAUGGCAAAAGCAACAUGGACAUCGAUCGCGUCAAUCGAAUGCUGGAGGAGAACCGCCAGCUGCUCAAUCAAAUGACCCAAGCAGAGGGCAACUGCAGCGAUGGUGCCACUCUGCCCAAGCUGCUCUUUGACCUUGUGGAGCAGGCCACUGCCCAUGGGGACUCCGCCGGGGAAUCAGACAAAAGUCGCAGCGCCACGCCCACUCCCACAAAUGAGGACACCACGGACUGUUGUCAACCGGAAGCCGGAGUAGGAGCAGGAGUCAUCAAAAAAUCCCGGAAAAGGAGUUCGGGUGCGGGUGUGGAUGUGGAUGCCACUGCGGCUUCGUUAAAAAGCCAUGAGCCCGAAAUUAUGGGAAAAGUUGCCUCGGCCCAAGAAAUCAUUGGCAACUUGCCAAAAGUUUGGAAAGUGUUGAUGGAGCUCUUGAGCCACCACAAAAUCGAGCGCGUGCAGUUCGAGGAGCUGCCAUCCUGCAGUGGGAGUGCGACCUCAAGUGGGGCCUCCUCGGCAUCCUCCUCCGCAGCCCGUGCUCCUGGCAAGGACGAGGACGAGUCCCACCGCAAGCCACCGGAGCUUAGCGUCAGCAAGACCUACAUCAAACUGAAGGACCUCAUCCUGGAGAAGAAGUCGCUGGUAAAGGAGACCAACCGCCUGAAAACCCUCAACAGCCACCUGGACUACCGCCUCAACCAGCAGGAGAAGAGGCUGAGUGGGGUGAGCCUGGAGCUAACCAAAACCUGGCACCUGGUGGGCAAGAUGCAGCGCCAGCACCGCCAACUCCACACCCAGGAGCAGAUCCUGCGCUACCAAUUGCAGCAGAAGAGGCGUCUCUUGAGCGAGCUCAAGGAUGAGCUGGAGUACUGCCGCAGGAAGUGGGCAUUGGCCAGGGCGAAGAACGACGAGAGCCAGGAGCAGUGUGACGAGUGGCGAAGGGAGUUUGCCAGAAGAAAGUUGGAGGACGCGAAUCACUCGGCGGAGAGUGGCUACAGCGAUUCUGGACCUCAGUCGGAUGAGGAGAGGGAUGUUUUAAGAGCGGAUCUGGGUAAUGUAGUGCCCGUGGAGGCCCCUACUUCGUCGGCAGUGUGUCGCAGGAAGCUCCUCAGGGAUCAAUUCGAGCACACACGCAAGAUUAAGCGGAUGCAGAGCACUUCGCCUGGUCGUCAGGGACUCGCAGGCGAGGAGGAUGAGUCCGAGGAAAUAGUCUUACGCUGGAACAGUGCUCCACCGACUUGUGGCUGGAGGGAAGAUGCUACGUAUUCCGGAGGAGAAGAAGGCGGGGAGGAGGAGGACGAGGAGAACCAGGAAAGUGGGGCGCAUGGAGGUCUUCCAAAAGCGCCACACAGCUCCAGGAGCAGGCAAAGAGUUCAAGCAGGCUCAAGUGGAUCCUCUGGCACAGCCAGUCGCAUCCAGAAGCUAGAGGAGCAGUGCAAAAACCUCAUCCAGCAAGUCCUGGAAACCUCCGGCAAUCGUGAGCGCCUCGAGAUUCAGUUGUGCCAGUUCCAGGAUGACAUUUCUCCCGCCCAGCACGCUGUGCCUCUGGAGGAAUUCAUUAAUAGGAAGCGUAUGGAGCGAAUGACCAGGGCCAGUUCGGCACCAGCCACCGGAAGUCUUACUCCCCGAGAGGAAGAGUACACCAGAAAAAGAUCUGAGCGACUGGGUCGUUUGGAGGAGGAGUCGCGCCAGCUGAUGUCCAGGAUUAAGCGCACUGCCGACCGCGGCCAAUAUCUCAAAAAAUCUCUAGACAGGAUUAGAAGAGCACCCAGUCGAGAGGCGAGCUUUGAAAGUAACACUGAGGACGAAUCAGCCCUUCCGGCAUCCAAAACCGAAACCCCUCCAGAUGCAUCUCCACUAACCGCUGAGGAAGAGGAAUAUACAUCCAGAAGGGCAGCGCGAAUUCAGCGAUUGGAGGAGGAGAGUCGGCAGUUAAUAUCGCAGCUAUCAAGGAACACAGAACGAGGCGAAAACUUGUCGACCAAGCUGGACACCUUACAUGAACAGCAUGGUCCGAAUCCUCAGCCGGAGCAGGUUGAAAGCUCCGCCAGCAUCUCGCAAACUGUGGAGCAACGAUUGGAGGACAUUGAGAGGGUUUCGGCAAAUAGAGCAGAACGUCUCCGAUUGCUGGAAGUCCAGGGAAAUGAACUGAUUGCCAGGCUAAGCUCCACAUCGGAAAGGGGAACCGCCAUGAUCAACAGGAUUGCGGAAAGGGAAGCUACUCGGCGACAGGAGGCAGAACUUGUGGAGCAAACGGUGCCGACGGAGGAGGCCACCACUUCCGUUAACUCCAUAGCCAGCACUAGGAUUGUCGGUGAGCCGGAGGAGGAAGUCGAGGGAGCAGGUUGUUGUGUAACCGUCACCACCACCUCCUGCCAGUUGGCACUAAAACUACAAUCCACAGGAGCCAUCCCCAAGAACACUACGAUGAGGGGCAGACCCCAAUCGCAGUUGUGUGCUGCCGCGCGGCAGGAUGAUGCAGUCAAGAAGAGAUCUUCUGGAAAGGAAGCUGUCGAGAAGGAGGCACCCGAAACGCUCGAGGACAUGGUGCAGAGACUAAGGGCACUGCCUUUCCCAGGGAAAACUCAGGAAAAUGAGUCUGUGGAAUCGGAAAAUAAAGGAGUACCGAACUCCUUGGAGACCCAUAAUCUCCAGGAUGUCAAGAACCAAGAAGAAAAGAUUAGGGAAGAAGAAAUUGAAGAUCAAGAGUCGGAAGAAUCUCCAGCGGAGCAACUGGAGGAGCGGAAACAAACGGAUGAGGAACACUGAAAGAUGUUCACUAGAAUUACCUACGACUAUUAGAACUCGCUGAUAAAACUGCUAGGACCAGUAAAUAAACACAUACAGCUGUUGUUCUUUGUAAUAAAUAAAUAUAUAUUUUUUGAUGUCUGUAUAAUUUAAAA
Molecule: messenger RNA, 4494 nt
Organism: Drosophila subpulchrella
Lineage: Eukaryota; Metazoa; Arthropoda; Insecta; Diptera; Drosophilidae
Exons: 5
Coding region: 557-4360 (1267 amino acids)
Source: RefSeq, a predicted model, not a curated record